Pteropus alecto (black flying fox) is the source of this 1926-nucleotide messenger RNA. RefSeq names its product TraB domain containing 2A (gene TRABD2A). The record is from RefSeq and is a predicted model, not a curated record. Lineage: Eukaryota; Metazoa; Chordata; Mammalia; Chiroptera; Pteropodidae. Gene Ontology annotation, molecular function: metalloendopeptidase activity. Gene Ontology annotation, cellular component: membrane. Gene Ontology annotation, biological process: negative regulation of Wnt signaling pathway.
GCCACCCGCCAGCCGGCCCGGGCGUCCCCUGCCGCCUAACUCCUUGCCUGCGCGCCUAGGCCUCGGAGACGGAGUGAGAAGGAUGAGUCCCUGGCGCUGGUUGCUGCUGCCGACCCUCUGCCUACCACUCACCGGCGCAGUCCCGCCGCGCAGCGCGCCCGCUUGCGUGGACUGCGAGCUCAAGCCACAGCAAAAUGAAUUGAAUUCCUUCUUGUGGACCAUAAAGAGAGACCCUCUGUCUUACUUCUUUGGCACAAUCCAUGUCCCAUACACCUGGGUCUGGGACUUCAUCCCGAACGAUUCCAAGGAGGCUUUUCAGCACAACAGCAUUGUGUACUUUGAGCUGGAUCUCACAGACCCCUACACUACUAUCUCCACCCUCACUAGUUGUCAGAUGUUGCCACAGGGCAAGAACCUCCAGGAGCCCUUGUGGAUUACCCCAGAUCAGUGUGGCAAGGGUCUCUAUGCGGACUACCUUUCCAAUGCCAUCACAGGAAACUGGGAGCACAAGAGGCCCGUCUGGGUCAUGCUCAUGGUCAACUCCCUGACCGAAGUGAACAUUAAGUCCCGGGGUGGGGUGCCUCUCUUAGACCUGUACUUUGCCCAGGUGGCUGAGCGGCUGAGGAAACAGACUGGGGUGAUGGAAAAGGUGGAAGAGCAAUGCCAUCCAUUGAAUGGGUUGAACUUUUCACAGGUCAUCUUUGCUUUGAACAAGACCCUUCUGUAGCAGGACAGCCUGUGAGCAGGCAGUCUUAAAUCCCCNNNCACGACAGAGGAUCUCAUCAAACACUACAACUGUGGGGACCUCAGCUCUGUCAUCUUCAGCCAUGACAGCUCCCAGGUUCCCAAUUUUAUUAAUUCCACGCUACAACCUCAGGAACGCAUUACUGCUCAGGGGAUUGACAGCUACUUCCACCAGGAACUUAUCUACAAGCGGAAUGAGAGAAUGGGGAAGCUGAAGGCCGUUUUGGAGGAAUUGUCUGACAAAGGCUUUUUCCUCGCCUUUGGAGCCGGUCAUUUCAUGGGCAACAACACAGUGCUCAAUGUUUUGCUACGUGAAGGCUAUGAGGUAGAACACGCCCCUGCUGGACGACCCAUCAACAAGGCCGUGAAUGCUAAGUGACUUCUCAGGUUCUGUCAGGUUGUGGAUCAGAACUGAGGCCUGCUUCCGGCAGAGAGAAGAGUAAAAGUCCCUUAUUGCAGCCCCUCCUCCUCUGGCAUCUUUAGUCUGAAAGCACCCACCCCGGAGGCACUGGUGCCUGGAGCUGGGUGGGCAGCGCACUUACUGUCUCCACCCCGUGUGUUGCUGCCUAGAAGUGCCCACCUGCGGGGCGAGGCACAGAGGAAGUUUCAGAAGAGGCGGAGGUGGCCACAGUGGAGGCUGUUCAGUGACCUGUGGUCCGACUGGAGGAGAGUGCUAUGGUCCCACAACUCCAGGCUCCUGGACAGGCACAUCUCCACCGAGUUGCAGCUCCCUCACCCUGGGCGCUCCCACCACAGCCCGGUAGUGGCCAGCAGGGCCUGUCUCUCUGGACUCCUGUGUUCUGGGUGCUGGUUCUGGCUUUCCAAACAGAGACACCUCUCCCGUAAUGACUGGAGGAGCCAGGCCAAGAUCCUGACCCUUCGGACUUGAAGGACGGCCAUUUCUAUCCUCCAUGUGCUGGUCUGGCCUUGUCAGGCCCAAUCCAGGAGAAGAAGCUCAAUCAAAACCAGUGCUGAUUCUUCUCUUUCCAAGAAGUGACUUUGGGUUUUCCAGCAAUGCUUGGGGUAGGUGUACAGUAAUGUAAUGAACUGUAUGAAAAUAUUUGUAAAUAUUAGAUUAUGUGAAAAAAAUUAAAUGCCUUUUUUUGUGUGUAGAUUUUUUUCUCAUAAUGUGUAUAUAUCACCGCUUCACUCCCAGGCCCUAUUCCUGGGCCGUCCUGCAAC